UCCGUUGUCCUCUUCGGUCUUUGUGUUGUUGUCAGGCAGAAACACACAGCAGCAGCAGCAGGGUGGCGCGUGUCCUGAUUCACAGGCACCCCAACAGGAUUAAACAAUAGAUAGACAUUUAUUGUUGUUGUCUGUUACAAUAGUUAGGUGUUAUUUAUCAUUCUGUUAACCAUGUCGGUGAGUGUGGAGUCUGGGUUCUCCAGUGAGGAGGUGUUGAACAGCCGCUUCCCUCUGCACCGGGCGUGCAGGGAUGGAGACGUCGGCGCCCUGUGCUCGCUGCUCCAGAGCGCCUCCAACCCGGCGGACCUCUCCGUGGAGGACACCUUCUACGGCUGGACGCCCAUACACUGGGCCGCGCAUUUCGGGAAGCUGGAGUGUGUGAUGCGUCUGGUUCAGGUGGGCUGUGGUGUGAAUGCGGUGACCUCCAGGUUUGCACAGACGCCCACUCACAUUGCUGCAUUUGGGGGCCACCCUGAGUGCUUGUUAUGGCUACUCCAAGCUGGUGCAGAUAUUAACAGACAGGACUAUGUGGGUGAGUCGCCCAUCCACAAGGCUGCUCGUGCGGGCAGUCUGGAGUGUAUCAACGCUCUCUUGAUUCAGGGAGCGAAAGCUGAUAUGAGGAAUGCCAGUGGGCUGACUGCUGCUGACUUGGCCCACGCCCAGGGAUUCCAGGAGUGUGCUGAGAUUCUCUCCAAUGCUCAAAACUUCCAACAAAACAUGGCCCAGUCCCAUAACGGGGCUUUUCUGAAUGGCAUGACCCAGAAUGGGGGCCACGCUCGCCCCACUAUCCAGGGACGAAGCUUCUUGAAUGGCGUGCCCAACAGAAAGAGGUCGUUUGAUGGCAUGGAAGCAAACUCAGUGAAGAAGGCUAGACCUAACGGUCUGGGCAUGCCACCAGAGUUGCUGAAUGGAAACGUGUCACUGGGUGGCGCUGGAGAGGCCCAGAUGGAAAGCAUGAACAUGGAGUUGGCAGCGACUGUAACCUCAGUGGCAGGUGAGGAUUUUUCCUCAAAAAGUCACAAUCAACCACAGCUUCCAUUUGGGUGUGACCCAGCAGCAGAAUUCCUCCAUGGCCAACCCAUCUACAGUGAUUCAUCUGAGAACAACAGCACUGCAGGCAGCCAGGUGGAGCACCAGAAGUCUGUGAAAGCAGAGCAGUUGUAUGACCAUGCCUUCUUCACCACCAUGCUUCUUUAUCAUGGAUCCUAAAGUACAACAUAUUUAGUCGACAGGCCGUCCUUUUUGCCUGAAUGUCAUAUAAGCUUAAACAAGCAUUAAUUUGCCUUAAAACCAUUGAGUGGUCCAGUUAUUCAUUGAAUUUUUUGUUUUGUUUUUGGAAAAGGGCAGGCCCAUUGCUGUGGAUGGACUGAAACAUGUAACUGAUUAAUUGUUGAUGUGGAUGUUUUUUGUUUGUGUUGUUAAAGAGAAAAAGUUUGUUUAAAGUUUGAUUAAGCUGUAAAUAGCCCUGUUGUGAUAUACACUAAACUAAACAUCUGUAUUGAACCACUGCCAAUAUUUACAUUUGGUUUAUGUCUCAACUGGAAGUGGUAAAGUACAUCCCAUGUUACUCAUUAAGAAUUAAAAAAAAAGUUUUGCAAAAGUUAAA
Sebastes umbrosus (honeycomb rockfish) is the source of this 1606-nucleotide messenger RNA. RefSeq names its product ankyrin repeat domain 10b (gene ankrd10b). The record is from RefSeq and is a predicted model, not a curated record. Lineage: Eukaryota; Metazoa; Chordata; Actinopteri; Perciformes; Sebastidae. The coding region runs from base 172 to 1209 and encodes 345 amino acids. The transcript is spliced from 6 exons. Gene Ontology annotation, molecular function: protein binding.